CCCAAAGUCCCCAGCCAAGCGCGCCCUCCGCUCUGUUCCAGUACAGUUUUUUUUUGCGGCAAACCCCGCGCUUCAAAAUCUCCGCUCCCUCUGUCUUUCUGCCGCUCUCUCUUCUCUGCUGAACGAUGGUGAAGGAGAAGAGCGUGCCGGCGGCUUCGGCCAAGCUACCGGUGGAAGCGUCGAAGCUGGUCGGCCGCAUCGUCGAGAAGGGUUUCUCUUCCUCGAGCGGCGGCCGCUUCACCCUCCCCGAACCCUCUCUCCUCCCCUUUCCUGUUGCCCGCCAUCGAUCUCACGGUCCCCAUUGGGCACCUAGAGCUAGUAACGAGGAUGAAGAAGAUGUGGAAGAGGAGGAAACGGAUCCGGUUGCAGAUUUUGCACAGCCAAUACGAAGAAGGCCGAAGAAAGGCUUGGAUUUAAGCAAAUGGAAAGAGCUGGUGCCGAAAGAAUGCUUGGCGGUGGCAAAAACCAAGAGCAGUAAUGCCUCUGACUUGGUGGAACCUAAAGCGUCGGAAGCAUCUUCUUCCGUUGGGCUAUCUAUAUGUAAAAAGGAAAUGGAAACGGUCGACAGUUUUGACACUUUACCAGCUGAAAAUGAAGAACUGAGGACUUUGGGUGUGUCAGCAGCUAGUUUGUUUGAUAACCUGUCACAAGGAAAUGAUUUUUCUCUUCUUCAAAGAAAAAGACCAGGUUGUUUUCAAGCAGAGAUGCAGACUGAUCCACCAAGGGAACUUGGACCUGUUGAUGCUGGUGCGAUGUCAAACAUGAAUGACAUUGAUGCUGAUAAUAAUGCGCUCCUUCAAGCAAUGUCAUACGAGGAGAUUGCUGAAGCACAAGCUGAAAUAAAGGAAAGAUUUAAACCUGAAAUGGUAGAGAUGCUGAAAAAACGUGGGAAAAAAAAGUUGGAAACACAAAACAAGAUUCAAUUCGAGAAAAGUCAUAAGAUGGUUCUUGAUCAAAGGCAGUUGUCUAUGAAGUCAGUAAAGUUCCCACAGGGUAAAACUGAGAAGGAUCAUGAAUCAAUGGAUGUUGGAUUAUCUCCUAAGGCACCUAAACUUUCUGCCAGAGGGGAGGAUGAAAAUAUAAAUAAGUCUUCAAAAAACAUUCCUGGUCAUUCAGAAAAUAAUGCUACAACAGAAAUGCAUUUAUCUAAUAACAGUACGUGGCAGACUUGGUCUAAUAGGGUUGAAGCUGCAAAGAAACUUAGAUUUACUUUAGAUGGAUCUAUCGUCACAGAGGACUUGGGCGAAUACAAAUUUGAUAAUGUAAAUGAGCGUGACUUUUUGAGAACUGAGGGCGACCCUGGAGCUGCUGGAUAUACAAUCAAGGAAGCAGUAUCUUUGGUUAGAAGCAUGAUUCCAGGACAGCGAGCUCUUGCUUUGCAACUUUUGGCUGCCGUACUUGACCAGGCUUUGUGCAAUUUACAACCAAAAAAUGUAACUGGUUGUGAACUCGGUGUCGUUCAAAAUGGUCAUGAUUCUGUUGACUGGCAAGCUCUUUGGGCUUAUGCUAUUGGUCCAGAACCAGAACUGAUCUUAACUUUAAGAAUGGCUCUUGAUGACAAUCAUGCAUCUGUGCUUGUGGCAUGCACAAAAGUUAUUCAUUGCAUUUUGUGUUGCAACCUGAACGAGCAUUACUUCCUCUUGUCAGAGCUAGUGGGUGUUCACUUGAAGAGCAUAUAUACUGCCCCUGUUUUUCGGGUUAAGGGAGAAAUUAGUUCAGGCUUCCUUAAUGGUGGGUUUUGGAAAUACAGUGCAAAACCAUCAAAUAUCAUUCCCUUCAAGGAUCAGUCUAUGGAUGACGAGAAUGAUGAAGAGCACACCAUAAAGGAUGAUGUUGUUGUAGCAGAGCAGGACAUUGCAGCAGGAUUGAUAAGGAUGGGGGUACUCCCAAGAAUCCGCUACAUGAUGGAGAUGGAUCACAAUGUUGCUGCUGAAGAAUACCUUCUACCUGUCCUUAUUGCUUUUGCACGUCAUUCCCCUGCAUGUGCACGUGCUAUCAUGGAAUGUCCUCGGCUUGUCGAUACUGUCAUUAACCGCUUUGUUAAAACAGGAACCUUAUCAAUCAGUUCUUCCGAGAUAAAAUCAAUACGUCUUCUAACAGUAUUAUCUGAAUCCAGCAAGUCAAAUUGUGAAUAUUUUAUUAAGAAUGGUGCUUUUACUGCUGCUAUGCGGCAUAUAUAUGCAUCACCCAAUUCCCUAGAACAAUGGCUGAAAUUUGGUCGUGAAUCUGCUGUACUCAUUUCAUCUAUUUUGGUUGAACUGCUUCGCUUCUGGAAGGUCUGUAUUUGUUAUGGAUACUGCAUAUCCUAUUUUUCAGAUUUUUUCCCUGCGAUGUGCCUUUGGUUGAGCCCACCUGCCAUUGACAUGCUAAUUGGAAGCAAGGUGUUCUGUGAGUUCAAUUCUGUUGCAAAGGAAUCUUACAUGGUGCUUGAAAUCCUUUGUAGACGACUUCCAUAUCCUGGCACGGAGCAAGAAGGGGAAGGAGGAAACUGCAAUAGUGGAAGUUCACUCACUUGGUCAUGGGGCCAUGCAUUUCCGAUGGUUGAUUUUGCAUUGAAAUGGAUGUCCUUGAAGAAUAAUCCUUCCUCUUUCAUUAUUGAGCAGCACCUAGAAAGGAACGACCAUGUUAUCCAAGGCUCGUUCAGAAGCAGUUUAAUCUCAGUUAUUGCAUCAGUCUUACACAUGCUUUGCUCUCUGUUUGAGAGGAUGACAUCUGAGGGCAAUAUCGAUCAUGGACAUGACUAUCAUGUUCUUUUGUCUAGGUUGUCAAAAUGUGCUGCUAACAUUGUGCAACAGAUUGACAAAAAUGGGCUGCUGAGUUUUUCUGACACAGAUGCAGAUGAAGAAAUUUCUUCUACUAGAGGAUAUCCUUUUGUGGAGAAAAUAUGCUACUGGAGAACUCAUGGUGAUUGUGAGACAUCAAUAUCUUGCUCAUGCUUCCUUGAUGGACUAAUCCGACUUGUAUUUUUGCUCCGUAAAUUCUUUCAUACGAUUAAACAGGAAACUGGCAUUGCUGAUAAUCAAACAAUGGUAGCUAUCAAUAUUGUUUCUCAAAUUGGAUUGGAAGAUGUACUUGUCAUCUUUAUGAACUUUUUAACCCUAGAAUGGCAUAUUGUUCAGUCCAUUGAGAUGUGUUACAGAGGUGGUCCAGCUCCAGGACUUGGAAUUGGUUGGGGUUCUUACGGUGGUGGGUUUUGGUCAACAAAGGUUUUGCUGUCUCAAAUAGAUGCAAGAGUGGUGGUUGACUUGCUCGAGUUACAUCCAAUCAGAUUUGAGAAGGAAGAAGUUUCCAAGUCUUGUGCACUGCAGAAAGUCACUGCUGCACUUGCUGUAUGCUUAAUUUUAGGUCCACAAGAUACAUUUGUUAUUGAGAAGGCCUUCAAAAUAUUGUUUGAUGUUCCUGUCUUGAAAUUUCUGAGUAGCUGUAUUCACUGCUUCCUUUACAAUAACUUGAUUGAGCCAUUUGGUUUUACAUUCACUGAAGAGGAUUUCCAUCACUUUAGUGGGGCUUUAGCUUCUCACUUCUGUAAAAGGUGGCUAAAGAGGAAAGUAAAGUCUGUUAAAGCUCAUCUUGGAGCAGAAAAUCAGGGCAAGCCUUUACACAGCAGGUCUAAAAAGUUAAAUAUCCUGGAUACAGUAGAUGAGGAAGUGGUGGAGGCUGAAGAAAGAAAGUAUGAGUCUCAUACUUCUCUAAUAAUAGAAUGGGCACACCAGAGAUUACCACUUCCUACACAUUGGUUCCUCAGUCCUUUAACGACUUUGGGGAGACUGCAAUCAAUUUCCAACUCCACUGCAGAAUUUAAUCACCUGGAUAAUAGAUUCUACGAUGAGGAUAUUCCUCUUCUUGUCAAAAGUGGGCUUUUUUUCCUCCUAGGUCUGGAGGCUAUGUCGUCCACAAAAUCUGAUGCUCAUUGCUCUUCAAUUUCAACCAUACCGUUGGUUUGGAAACUGCAUUCUCUUUCUAUGGUUUUUCUUGUAAAUGAUGCUGUAUUAGACGAACAAACAAAACAUAUGUUUGAAAUAUUGCAAAAAUUUUAUGGGCAGAAGCUGGACCAAGAAAGAGGUAAAUACAUCAAGGUACUUGGCAACGAGAUGGACAAUUCAUUUUGUCACUCUGAAACAUUUCAUGAAAAGACUCCAGAAGGGACCUCUUUGGAAAUUCUCAACUUCCAAAGGGAUGUACAUUCCAGUUAUUCUAGCUUUAUUGAAACACUUGUAGGGCAAUUUGCUUCUGUAUCCUAUGGUGAUAUGGCUUAUGGACGUCAACUAGCAAUCUAUCUGCAUCGAUCCGUUGACAUUCUAGUUAGACUUGCAACAUGGAAUGCAUUGUCUGAUGCUCGAGUUAUGGAUCUCUUGCCUACAAUAGAGAAUUGCAUUCCCAAGGUUGAAGGGUUUCUUUAUCCUCCAGAGGACAAUGAAGAGGUUUUGGAGGCCUAUGCUAAGUCAUGGAUUUCUGGUUCCCUGGACAGAGCUGCUCUUAGAGAAUCUAUCUGUUUUACCAUAGCAAUGCACCAUCUUUCGUCCUUGUUUUUCAUCAAUACCAAGAUGCCCUCAAGGCUGAGGAACAAAUUGGUGAAGUCGCUAUUGCGUGACUAUUGUCGCAAGCAAGAGCACAAGGCAAUGCUCCUCAGGUUAAUCAGGCACGAACACACAUCAUCUACAGAAGCAGGACAACUGGACAAGAAGUUCCAAAUGUUACGAGAAGCUUGUGAAGGGAAUUCAUCGUUGCUUUCUUCGGUUGAGAAGCUCAAAUGUGUGUGUUCCUCGUCAACAGAAUAGGCAAACCUGAAGAAAUACGAGAUUGUAUAUUAUUAAAAAUAAGGUCUGUAGGUAAAUGGAUUUGCCUGUGUAAUUUAAGAAGGCGUUUGGUAUCAGGAACACUGUUCCGGUAAUGCUGUGUUUUUUUGGCAAUGUAUGAUUCUCACCAAAUGUCGUACAGAAGAUCACAAGGAACAUUGUGUUAUUCGUGUCCUCCAAAAA
Molecule: messenger RNA, 4979 nt
Organism: Nymphaea colorata (pocket water lily)
Lineage: Eukaryota; Viridiplantae; Streptophyta; Magnoliopsida; Nymphaeales; Nymphaeaceae
Product: transcriptional elongation regulator MINIYO
Exons: 10
Coding region: 126-4778 (1550 amino acids)
Source: RefSeq, a predicted model, not a curated record